Messenger RNA from Drosophila sechellia, 2766 nucleotides. It is a transcript of the gene Drak, whose product is annotated as Death-associated protein kinase related. The transcript has 5 exons. Gene Ontology annotation, biological process: protein phosphorylation; intracellular signal transduction; positive regulation of apoptotic process. Bases 727 to 2739 code for a protein of 670 amino acids. The record is from RefSeq and is a predicted model, not a curated record. Lineage: Eukaryota; Metazoa; Arthropoda; Insecta; Diptera; Drosophilidae. Gene Ontology annotation, cellular component: nucleus. Gene Ontology annotation, molecular function: protein serine/threonine kinase activity; ATP binding.
UUUAAGCGAACGCGAGUAAUUGAAAUUUCAAUCCGCCAACGAACGGUUCGUGCGCGCUGCUCCGCUGCGAGUUUCUUGUACCUCCGUGCCUCCGCAAAGCGAAACACAAAAAAAAAGAAUAAAGCCUGGCCAAAAUCUGCGAGCCGUUUUUUCGUAUAAAACCCUUUCUGAAACGAGCAAGCGGAGGAAGAAGAAGAAGAGAAGCUGAGGAGGAGUUCUUCGGAGAGAACGGUACUUAACUGGCGAAAUACCGAAAAUAACAAAAACAAAAACAUAACCAGCAGCAGCAACAGCAUCACACAUACAUACACACGCGGGCAUUUUUUCGGGCCUCUCUUGGCGCGCGUGUCUGUGUGUAUGUUGCAGUUGCAUAGUUUUUGCUUCUUUUAAUUCAUUUGUGUGAUUUUUUUUUUUUUGUUUUUGCUGUUUUUGUCUUGUACUGGAAUCUUGUCGCCUUCUCCCUCUCUGUCGCUCUCCCGCGCGCAACGUAUUCCGCUGAAUUAUUUUGAAGCGUGUGUUUUUAUCACUAAACUACAAUUUUUUUUGGUUCUGUGCAGUUGAGAUUUGAAAUAGUUCGACCCUCAAAGAAAUAACAAGUUACCACUAAAAAAAUAACAGCCAAUCAAACGAAGGAUUAAAUACAGCCAAAAAUCGAAAGAAGAUUCGAUCUUCAAACACACUACACACACACAAACACCACAAUCCCCCCCCACACACACACACAAAAUGUUCACCGAAAAGGGAAUUUUUCCCAUUGGCGACGGACUUUUGGAUGUGGACGCCGAUCGGCUGAAGGGACUCCUCGUCUCGUGUCCCGACAUCAACGAGAUCUACGAAGUGGAACAGACGCCGUUUGCCAGGGGCAAAUUCGCCGCCGUUCGACGCGCCAUUCACAAGAACACGGGCUCUCACUUUGCGGCAAAGUUCCUAAAGCGGAGGCGCCGGGCGCAGAGUAGCGACAAGGAGAUCAAGCACGAGAUCGCGGUGCUGAUGCUCUGCGAGGGCGAGGACAACAUCGUCAACCUCAAUGCCGUCCACGAGACGCGCUCGGACACAGCACUCCUCCUCGAGCUGGCCACUGGUGGCGAGCUGCAGACGAUCCUGGACAACGAGGAGUGCCUGACGGAGGCGCAGGCCCGCCACUGCAUGCGCGAGGUGCUCAAGGCACUGAAGUUCCUGCACGAUCGCUCCAUUGCCCAUUUGGACCUCAAGCCGCAGAACAUCCUGCUCGCCGGCGAGCGCAUAGAAGAUGGAUUGAAGCUGUGCGACUUUGGGAUCUCGCGGGUGGUGUGCGAGGGCAUCAAUGUGCGAGAAAUGGCCGGCACACCAGACUACGUGGCCCCCGAGGUGCUGCAAUACGAGCCGCUGUCCCUGCUGACGGACAUCUGGUCGGUGGGCGUGCUCACCUACGUGCUGCUAUCCGGAUUCUCGCCCUUCGGCGGCGACACCAAGCAGGAAACCUUCCUCAACAUCUCGCAGUGCGCCCUCACCUUUCCGGACAACCUCUUCGGCGGCGUCUCGCCGGUGGCCAUAGACUUCAUCCGUCGCGCAUUGCGAAUUAAGCCAAACGAUCGCAUGAAUGCCACUGGCUGCUUGGAUCACAUCUGGUUGAAGGACGACUGCUCGCUGGACAGACAGAUUUAUCUGCAGCCCCAGAGCGAUGCCGAAGAGGAGGAAGAGGAGGAUAUCGACGACGAUGUGGAGGACGAGGAAGAGGAGGAGCAGGUGGAGGAAGAGGAGGAGGCACAGAACGUGGAGGAGCCAACGACAGAAGCACCACAGCAGCAGCAACAACCUGUCCAGCAGCAUCAGCUAGCCAAAUCCGGACAAAUUCACAGCAAACCGACGCACAAUGGCCACCAUCGGGCGAACAGCAGCGGCAGCAUCUCCAAGAUACCCAUUGCGACCAGCAAACUGCAGAGUAGUCCCAGCUCCGAGACCACCACGGCCAUCCACACGCUGACCAGCAACAGCAAUGGACACGUGCACAAGCCCACUCAGAUUGUGACGCCAACGCGAAGAGCUUCAGAUUCGGACAAGGAGAACACGUAUACGGCCACGUUUGUAAAGAAGCCAGUCGCCACCAUCCAACUAGGCAGCUCCAAUGGCAUCGAGGAUGCCACGGUGGUGGCCACCCUCACUCUGUUUCCCGACGCACCCACCACACCAAAGGUGAUUCGCAAGACGCCGACGGGCGAGUCGAAUGGCUCGGCCACGUCUGUCAAGGCUCUGGUGAAGAAAUUUCAGCUGGAGGACUCGAGUGGUUCGGCGGUGGCACGGCGCAGUGGAGGAGCGGUGACCAGCAGCAGUGGACUGCAUUCGCCAACGACGACAUCGGUCAGGUUGAACAGCAUUCGUCGCGCCUCGGAGCCGCUGACCACGGUCUACAAGAAGCAGACGUCACAGAAUGGAUGCAGCGGCACUUCGAAUCCGAGCCCAAGUCCCGGCAGCAGUCCCAGCACAUCCGGCAGCACCGCCACCCUGCUGAUCCACAGCCAGCGUUUGGGCAGCAGCACAGCACCGGCGAGCCACUGCGUCGCCGUUCCAGUAACAGCCACAGCCACCUCCGCCAGCAGCAGCAGCUCAGGGAAGUCAACAAGUGCCGCCCACCAUCUGCACCACCAUCACAUGCACCACCAUCAUCAUCACCACCACCAUCAUGUGGUGAUUGCGGCAAAGAAUGCCGCUGCCGUCGCCGCCACCAACAACUUGAGCCUGGAUCAGGGUAUCAUCUGUUAGCUAAGGGCCAGCCGGGCCAGCCGCAAU